AUGCUCUUCCCCGCCAAACCCCGCUGUCGCUUUUUCCUUCAAGCGCCCGCGGUCAAUUUUCGUCUCCGCAUCUUCUCUUCGUCCUCCUUUCCCUUUAACCUUCCCUCCGCACGAGGGGUUCGAGGAAACAUUGUAUCCUCGUCGACUUGGUCUUCGCUACCGUCCUUUUUAAACCCCCCCGGCCGCUUCUUCUUCUCUUCCGCAAUUAUGGCUUCCAGAAUUGACGGCACGGCAAUUGCCAAGAGCAUUCGUGCGGGCCUCAAGGCUGAAAUUGAGCAGACUCAGCAAACUAACCCUCGAUACAAGCCCAAUUUGGUCAUCUUCCAGGGCACCUAUGUGCGCAUGAAGCUAAAGGCCGCUGAAGAGGCCAACAUCAUCUGCACCCUUAUCAAUGUCCCCGAGGAUGUCACCGAGCUUGAGCUUGUGCAAGAGAUCACCAAGGCCAAUAAUGACCCCUCCGUGCACGGCAUUCUAGUGCAAUUGCCCCUCCCCUCCCACAUGUCAGAGCACACCGUCACCUCUACCGUUGCCGACGAGAAGGAUGUCGAUGGAUUUGGCGCAAUCAACAUCGGUGAGCUGGCCAAGCGUGGCGGCUGCCCGAAUUUCAUUCCCUGCACUCCUCUGGCUGUGAUGGAGCUGCUGAAGGCUAGUGGGGUUGACCCAGCCGGCAAGGAAGCCGUUGUGCUUGGCCGCAGCGACAUUGUUGGCAGCCCUGUCAGCUAUCUGCUGAAGAACGCCGAUGCUACUGUCACCAUCUGUCACUCUAAGACCCCAGAUCUGGCUCGUGUUGUGAAGAACGCUGAUAUUGUCGUCGCUGCCAUUGGUAAGACCGAGCUUAUCACUGGCGAUUGGUUGAAGCCCGGCGCAGUUGUCAUUGAUGUUGGCAUCAACUUCAAGGAAGACGCGACCAAGAAGUCUGGCCAGCGCCUUGUUGGCGAUGUGCACUUCGACUCUGCGGUCCAGGUCGCUUCUCAGAUCACCCCCGUUCCCGGUGGUGUCGGCCCCAUGACCGUUGCUAUGCUGAUGAAGAACGUCGUUCACGCCGCCAACACCUACUUCGAGAAGCAGAAGGAUCGUCGUAUCACUCCCUUGCCUCUUCGCCGCCAAAACCCCGUUCCCUCUGACAUCGCGAUCUCUCGCGCUCAAUACCCGAAGCCCAUCUCCCAGGUCGCAUCUGAGGUCGGCAUCGCAUCCCAUGAGCUCGAGCCCUACGGCCACACCAAGGCCAAGGUUAGCCUGGACGUGAUCGACCGUCUCGCCCACCGCCGUGAUGGCCGGUACAUCUUGGUUGCCGGUAUUACUCCCACUCCUCUCGGAGAGGGUAAGUCUACGACUACACUGGGUCUCACCCAGGCGCUCGGCGCCCACCUCAACCGUAUCUCCUUCGCCAACGUCCGCCAGCCCAGUCAGGGCCCGACUUUCGGUAUCAAGGGCGGUGCGGCCGGUGGUGGUUACAGUCAGGUUAUUCCCAUGGAUGAGUUCAACCUGCAUCUGACUGGUGACAUUCAUGCUAUCACUGCCGCCAACAACCUGCUUGCUGCGGCCAUUGAGACCCGCAUGUUCCACGAGUCUACCCAGAAGGAUGGCCCGCUCUACAAGCGCCUUGUCCCCGCCUCCAAGGGCAAGCGCGAGUUUAAGCCUAUCAUGUUCCGCCGCCUCAAGAAGCUUGGCAUCGAGAAGACCAACCCUGAUGAACUUACCGAGGACGAGAUCCGCCGCUUCGCUCGUCUCGACAUCGACCCCGAGACUAUCACUUGGCGUCGCGUUCUCGAUGUGAACGACCGUCACCUGCGUGGAAUCACCGUUGGCCAGGCCCCCACUGAGAAGGGUCUGUCUCGCGAGACUGGCUUCGAUAUCUCGGUUGCCAGUGAAUGUAUGGCCAUCUUGGCUCUGAGCAACAACCUGGAAGAUAUGCGUGAGCGUCUUGGUCGUAUGGUAGUUGCUAGCUCCAGGAGCGGCGACCCAGUGACCUGCGACGACAUUGGUGCUGGCGGUGCCCUUGCCGCUCUGAUGAGGGAUGCCAUCAAGCCCAACAUGAUGCAGAGUCUGGAGGGUACCCCCGUCAUGGUGCACGCGGGUCCCUUCGCCAACAUCAGUAUCGGUGCUAGCUCGGUUAUUGCCGACAAGCUGGCUCUGAAGCUGGCCGGAACUGAGCCCGACGAGGACCACGAGGCCAAGACUGGUUUUGUCGUGACUGAGGCUGGAUUUGACUUCACGAUGGGCGGCGAGCGUUUCUUCAACAUCAAGUGCCGAUCCUCGGGAUUGUCGCCCGACACGGUGGUGAUCGUUGCUACGGUCCGUGCGCUCAAGGUACACGGUGGCGGUCCCGAGAUCACCCCGGGAGGCGCCCUGCAUGAGAUCUACCGGACGGAGAACGUGGAUAUUCUCCGGGCAGGCUGCAUCAACCUGCGCAAGCACAUUGCCAACGCGAAGCAGUACGGAGUUCCAGUCAUUGUCGCGAUUAACAAGUUUGAGACCGACACUGAGGCUGAGAUCAACGUCAUUCGCGAGGAGGCCAUCGCUGCUGGUGCGGAGGACGCUAUCCCGGCUAACCACUGGGCCGAAGGUGGAGCCGGAGCGGUCGACCUGGCCAAGGGGGUCCUGGCCGCUAGCUCGAAGCCGAAGGACUUCAAGCUGCUGUACGAUCUGAAUGGCAGCAUCCAGGAGCGUAUUGAGCGGAUUGGUAAGGAGAUGUAUGGAGCUGCGAAGGUUGAGUUCAGCGAGCUCGCUCAGAAGAAGGUCGACACAUACACCCAGCAAGGCUUCGCGAACCUGCCGAUCUGUAUUGCCAAGACUCAGUACUCACUCAGUCACGAUCCCGCGUUGAAGGGAGCCCCAACUGGGUUCACCGUGCCUAUUCGUGAUGUGCGCUUGGCAGUUGGUGCUGGUUAUCUCUACGCACUCGCAGCGGAUAUCCAGACGAUCCCCGGACUGCCGACCGCACCGGGUUAUCUGAAUGUGGAUAUUGACCCUACAACUGGGGAGAUUGACGGACUGUUCUAG
Messenger RNA from Penicillium manginii, 3003 nucleotides. RefSeq names its product C-1-tetrahydrofolate synthase. The record is from RefSeq and is a predicted model, not a curated record. Bases 1 to 3003 code for a protein of 1000 amino acids. Gene Ontology annotation, biological process: tetrahydrofolate interconversion. NCBI's taxonomy places the organism in Eukaryota, Fungi, Ascomycota, Eurotiomycetes, Eurotiales, Aspergillaceae. Gene Ontology annotation, cellular component: cytosol. Gene Ontology annotation, molecular function: methenyltetrahydrofolate cyclohydrolase activity; ATP binding; formate-tetrahydrofolate ligase activity. The transcript has 5 exons.